Messenger RNA from Zerene cesonia (dogface butterfly), 3824 nucleotides. RefSeq names its product transcription initiation factor TFIID subunit 2 (gene Taf2). Gene Ontology annotation, molecular function: transcription cis-regulatory region binding; RNA polymerase II general transcription initiation factor activity; chromatin binding. The coding region runs from base 180 to 3773 and encodes 1197 amino acids. Gene Ontology annotation, cellular component: transcription factor TFIID complex. Lineage: Eukaryota; Metazoa; Arthropoda; Insecta; Lepidoptera; Pieridae. The transcript is spliced from 19 exons. The record is from RefSeq and is a predicted model, not a curated record. Gene Ontology annotation, biological process: transcription initiation at RNA polymerase II promoter.
AUGUGACGAUUGAGUGAGUUUGACAAAUUUCAUGCACUUUCGAAAAGGGUCCAGGCUUCGGAAACUGUGUUUGAUUAUUGUUUUUGUAAACACAUAAUAUACUAAAUGAAUAUACUAUGUUACAAAUUCCCAAUUUAAUGUUUGAAAUAUAAAUAUAAUGGAGUGAAAUAAUUUAAAAGAUGAAGAAAGAGCGUACUGGCGACAAUUGCCGCCCUUUUAAAUUAGCUCACCAAAUUUUGAGCUUAACAGGAAUAAGUUUCGAACGAAGAAGCGUUAUUGGCUUUGUAGAACUUACCAUAGUACCAUUAAAAGACAACUUAAGAAUCAUUCGUCUAAAUGGAAAGCAGUGUCGAAUCUACAGAGUGUGUCUAAAUGAUCAAUAUGAAGCUAAUUUUCAAUACUUUGAUCCCUUCCUGGAUAUUUGUCAGAAUGAUCCGAACACGAGGUCAUUGGAAGUUUUCUCUCAAUACCAUUUGUCUGCUGCCCAAAAGAUAGAUCCUGAUCAUAAUUCUGGAGAGCUUCAUAUCCAAGUUCCUGAUGAGGCGGCUCAUUUAGUUGGUGAAGGCAGGGGUCUUAGAAUCGGAAUUGAAUUCUCAUUGGAGUCACCACAGGGUGGGAUGCAUUUUGUGGUGCCUGAAGGAGAGGGCACUUUAGUAGAGAAAUCUGCUCACAUGUUUACCUAUGGUCAUUCAGCAAGACUUUGGUUUCCAUGUGUGGACAGUUUCGCUGAACCAUGCACUUGGAAGUUGGAAUUCACAGUUGAUGAGAGCCUAACAGCAGUGUCGUGUGGGGAGUUGCUAGAUGUUGUGUACACCCCUGAUCAUAGACGAAAGACUUUCCACUAUGUGGUUAAUACUCCAGCAUGCGCUCCUAAUAUUGCAUUGGCAAUUGGACCAUUUGAAACUUACGUAGAUCCAUUUAUGAAUGAAGUGACCCAUUAUUGUUUACCAAAUUUAAUACAAAUAUUGAAGAACACAGUGCGUUAUCUGCAUGAGGCUUUUGAAUUCUAUGAGGAGACCCUUUCAACUAGAUAUCCAUACCCAUGUUAUAAACAAGUUUUUGUUGAUGAGACAGAAGAUGAUGCCACAGCCUACACAACUAUGUCAAUACUUAGCACACAUUUAUUACAUUCAAUAGCCAUAAUAGACCAAACAUAUAUUAGUCGAAAGGCCAUGGCUCAAGCGGUGGCUGAACAGUUUUUUGGUUGCUUCAUAACUAUGCAGAAUUGGUCUGAUUUGUGGUUGGCUAAAGGAAUACCGGAUUAUCUGUGUGGAUUGUACUCCAAGAAGUGCUUCGGCAAUAAUGAAUAUAGGUAUUUGAUACAUCAAGAAUUGCAAGAUGUUGUACAAUAUGAAGAGCAAUAUGGUGGCAUAGUCUUGGACCCUUGGCAGCCGCCAGCCAGUGGGGCAAGAGUUGAGCCCAAGGAUGUUUUCUACUUCCCUGUUAGAAAUGUUCACACUAUGUCACCAAAAUAUAUUGAAGUAAUGCGUAAAAAGUCACAUCUAGUGCUUCGUAUGUUGGAACAAAGGAUAGGUCAAGAACUGCUACUCCAAGUUUUCAACAAGCAACUUUCUUUAGCCACAAAUGCUGCUAAUACCAAAAUUGGGAGUGGACUUUGGGGCCACUUAUUGCUGUCCACGAAUUUAUUCGUAAAAGCGAUUUUCACGGUGACUGGCAAAGAUAUGGCAGUUUUUGUUGAUCAAUGGGUCCGUACUGGAGGUCACGCUAAGUUUCAGUUAACUUCUGUUUUUAAUAGAAAGAGAAAUACAGUUGAGCUAGAAAUCCGUCAAGACAGCGUGCAUGAGCGCGGCAUUCGCAAAUAUGUCGGUCCUUUGUUGGUACAGCUACAGGAGUUGGAUGGAACGUUCAAGCAUACCUUGCAAAUAGAGAACACAGUUGUGAAGGCUGAUAUCACAUGUCACAGUAAGAGUAGAAGGAAUAAGAAGAAGAAGAUUCCUUUGUGCACUGGUGAAGAGGUGGAUAUGGAUCUGUCGGCUAUGGACGAUUCUCCAGUACUCUGGAUCCGCUUGGACCCAGAAAUGUCGCUUCUACGAAGUACAGUGAUAUCCCAACCGGACUACCAGUGGCAGUACCAGUUACGUCACGAGCGUGACGUCACAGCACAAAGUGAGGCUAUAGAUGCCCUGCACAAUUACCCAGAACCCGCUACCAGGAUGGCUCUUACUGACACUAUUGAGAAUGAACAGACUUAUUACAAGAUUAGGUGCAGGGCUGCGCAUUGUUUGACGAAGGUAGCAAAUGCGAUGAUAAGUACAUGGGCUGGUCCACCAGCAAUGUUAACAAUAUUCCGCAAAAUGUUUGGUUCUUUCUCAGCCCCACAUAUUAUUAAACAAAAUAAUUUUGACAAUCUUCAACAUUACUUCCUGCAAAAGACCAUUCCAGUUGCUAUGGCAGGUUUAAGAAACAUCCAUGGUAUAUGUCCGCCAGAAGUGGUACGCUUCCUUUUGGAUCUUUUCAAAUAUAAUGACAACUCGAAAAAUCAUUUCUCAGACAAUUAUUAUAGAGCUGCGUUAGUUGACGCAUUGGCGGCCACUAUAACACCAGUUAUUUCUGUUUUGCAACCGGGUGCACCAAUAACAGCAGAUUCGUUAUCAGCAGACACAAAAUUAGUGUUAGAAGAAAUAACAAGAGUGCUGAACUUAGAGAAGGUGUUGCCAUGUUACAAAAAUACUGUCACCGUAAGUUGCUUACGGGCUAUACGACGGCUGCAGCAGUGUGGCCACUUACCAAGUAUUCCUACUGUUUUCAGAGCUUAUGCGCAAUACGGCCAGUAUAUUGACGUGCGGCUGGCGGCGUUCGAGUGCCUGGUGGACUUCGUGCGCGUGGACGGCAAGCCGGAGGACCUGUCGAGCCUGCUGACCGCGGUGGAGAGCGACCCCGACCCGGGCGUGCGGCACGGGCUCGCGCGCCUGCUCGUCGCCAUGCCGCCCUUCGAGCGCGCGCAGCGGCACCGCCUGGACGCCGAGGCGGUGGUGCACAGGCUAUGGAACAACGUAAACAGCCACCUGUCAAAUGACGCAAGACUGCGGUGUGAUCUUGUCGAUUUAUAUUACACGUUGUAUGGCCUAAAGAGACCGAUAUGUGUUCCUCUGCCAGAAAUACAGGCUAUGAUGAAACAGAUGCACAGCAAGGAAAGAGAGAGGGUGGAGAAAGAAAGAGAAAGAAUGGAGAGGGAGAAAGAGAGACAGAAGGAGUUGGAGAUGAAGCCAGUUAUUAAGCAGGAGAUUGAUGAGACUAUAGUUAAACGCGAGCCGGACUUGAUGGAUACAUUACCACCGCGUCUAGACUUGCCAAGGGAUGAUAACCUUCCCGUGCCGCUCUCCAGCAUCAAGGAAGAGGAUGAUAAACACGUUGAUGUCAUUUCCGUGCACGAUAUUCCAAUAAGUAAUUAUGGGGACGAUUCGAAACGUGAGUUUAUAUCGGACAAUGCGGCGCCUUUACCCGGUAUACCCGGCUCUUCCGGGCCCAUCGGCUUCGAGCCGGGCAUGUUCCGGCAUGACCUUAAGGACGAAUUGGGAGCUCCUAAGGCCAAGAAGAAGAAAAAGGACAAAAAGAAGCACAAGCACAAACAUAAACACAAACACAGCAGCAAGGAGAAGUCGAAAGAACAAAAAGAGAAAUUAUCGAGACCGCCGUCGAGUACAGAGCACUUACGUAUCCGAGAGGAGACGCGGGAAACUCUUAGUUCGUUCAGCUCGAGUCAAAGUCCCUCUGAAGAUGUGUCCACUAUGCCGACGAAUAUGAGUUUUUAGGUUAUUUAAGAACAGAUUUAUAAAGGAUAAUUAAAAUAAUACAAUACUUAA